This is a messenger RNA of Ceratina calcarata, 1852 nucleotides long. RefSeq lists its product as uncharacterized. NCBI's taxonomy places the organism in Eukaryota, Metazoa, Arthropoda, Insecta, Hymenoptera, Apidae. The transcript is spliced from 3 exons. The record is from RefSeq and is a predicted model, not a curated record. The coding region runs from base 1 to 618 and encodes 205 amino acids.
AUGGAAGAUCGAGAUGCGAGUAGAUUUAAUCAAACCGAGUGUUUCCGGGUUUUAGGAAAUAAACUGAUCUGCGACUGCAAGCUGGCGUGGAUCUGGGGCCUGAGGAACGAGACGAAGAACACCAAGCUGCGGGAUUCUCUCGAGCAGCUCACUUGCUUCCUGGAGGGCAAUAACACGGCGCUGAAGAUCAACAACGAGGUCCUCGAAUGGAACGAGCAGCAGCUCGAGAUAGCACGAAACUCAGAGGAAUCCUGGGGCGAGAACUUGAGAGACGGCGGCGUCCAGGACGCGGGGGACGCUUACAUGGACGACGAGUACGACGACGCCGAGGACUACGAUGAUUCCUCCUCGAAUUCCGAUUCUCAGCCGAAGAUAUUGAUGGUCGAGGGUAAGUCGCACUACGUGAGGAACUUGUUAGAUCUGAAACUGGAAGAGCUGCCGUGUCCGGAGCCCUCGAGGGAGGAUUUGAUGGCGUCCGAGCAGCCGUCGAGCCGUCACGAGAACGCGCGCGUCGGUUCUUCGGGUUCGAUCUGGUUCUCGUCGUCGUCCCGUGUCGGCGUCGACUUGUCCGUCCUCUCGUGCUCCGCGUUUCUCCUGCUCUCGGUUUUGUUCACGUAGAACCGGCUGGCAUCCACGGACGGCCCACCGAGCAAACCGGAACGACGGCCCGCGCACUAAAACGAGCGCACGGUUCCACUUCCGGUUGUACCACGGGAAGGCGUGCGCGUGAUCGCGUCGCGCGCAGUGCAUGUAUGCGUGUGCGUAUCGUCGCGUUUCUCCUCGGUUCGCGACAGAAGAUCCGAUCGAUCGAUCGUCCCUGUGAAUCCCUCUUUGCUCUUAUUCAUCGCCGGUAGAUUCGACGAGUCGUUCGUCAUUUCACGGAUCAAGCGACGGAACAUUACUCAAUAUUGAUUACAAAAAAUUCCAUAUUGAUGAUCGACGACAGUCGUCAGAGGUUCGAACCUCUGACGCGACUCGCGAAUCUCCCUGAAUUAAAUUUAGAUACAGAGCGGCGGACUCGUCGCAACUUGAAACUUGCCAGGAAUUGAAUAAGGUCAGAUUUGGUAUCUCGGGAAGCGUCGGUCAUCGGACGACAACGUGGUAAGGCAAGGUGAGUCCCUAAACUUUCUCAGAUACGACUCGAAUCGAUUAGUUCUUCUUCCCGCGAGGAAUAACACUACCGGCACGAUCGACGGAUCGAUGCUUGGAUCCCCGAGGACGCGCCGGAAACGUGUCACUUCGCGUCGCGACGCCCGUUCAACGAUAUUAGAUGAGACAUCCUUGUUUCCACCCCCGCCCUCCCCUCCCCAUUCGGCAGACCGAGAUUCAUCUUUUAUCUAACUAUUUAUCAAUUCGUGUCUGCAAUUUUUAUUUCAAUCGAAUAAGAAGCUAGUCAAACAAGUAUUAAUCAAACGCAGAAUGAAUCACGGUUUGUCUUUUAAAGGAUACGAUCGAUACGUGAUCGUUGAUCUAACGUUUAACGAGAUCAUUGACGUAAGUCUAAAAAUUUUUUUACCAGCUUUUAUUAUUCAAUUUUUGACGCGCCUUUUACUUCGCAAUUUUUAUAAUUAUCAUUCGACUGUGAAUAUUUACAUUUAUAGAAGAUCUAAACGUGCAAAAAUAUAUACAUAUACAUAAUAUACGAAAUUCUACAAAAUCCCAAUUCCAUUCCACUAGUCGGAUUUGUACAUGGACGUGCACAACAAGUCUACUUAUAUACAUAUACAUUAUUAUCAGUCUAACGUAAUAUGUAUAUUGAUAUGGCGACUCUUUUAAUAGCUCGAUCAUAGAAAAGUUUGUACAUAUACCAAAGGACGUGGUGCAGGUCAGAAACGAUCUUCGCGUGUUUUAU